AUGAUCAUUUUUGAAGAUGAUGAUAGCACUCCAUUGCACUGUGCUAGUGAAACUGGUAACAGUGAAAUUAUUAAAUUAUUAAUAACUAAAGGAAAAGCUGAUGUGAAUGCUGUCGAUGAGGAUAACAAAACUCCAUUGUUUAAUGCUGUUAAGAAAGGUAGUAUUGAAGUUGUGGAAAUUCUAUUAACUAAUGGAGCUAAAACUGAUGUUGUGGAUAAAGAUGGUGAAACUCUACUACAUUGUGCCGCUGAAUCUGGUAAAGUUGAAAUGUUAGAGUUUUGGAUUAAGAGGGGGGAUCAUGAUGUGAAUGCUAAAGAUAAAAGAAACAGAACUCCAUUGUUCAAUGCUCUUGUGAAGUAUAGGUGUAGUAUUGAAGUUGUUGAUAUUCUAUUAACUAAUGGAGCAAGAACUGAUGUUGCCGAUACAUCAGCAUUCGAUGGUAGCACUCCAUUACAUUGUGCCAUUCAGACUGGUAACAGUAAAAUUAUCAAGUUAUUAGUGACUAAAGGAAAGGCUGAUGUAAAUGUUGUGGAUGAGUGGAAGAGAACUCCAUUGUUUAAAGCUGUUAAGAAAGGUAACAUUGAAGCUGUUGAUAUUCUAUUAACUAAUGGAGCUAAAACUGAUGUUGUGGAUAAAGAUGGUGAAACUCUACUGCAGUGUGCUGGUAGAUCUGGUAAUGCUGAAAUGCUUGAGUUUUGGAUUAGUAAACGGAGUAAAACUAAUGUUGCUGAUAACUUAGGAGCUUUAUUAAAGGAAUUUGAAGGAAAAGUUACUAGAGAGCAAGCUGCUGCAAUUUAUAAAUCUUCUGGGUUUAGCUCUGACGCUUCAAUGAAGUGUUUAAAGGAGGGUCCAACAUUGGAAUCAAUUUUAUCAAUGUUAAAUCAGAAGAUGGAGUCUGCAAAAUCAGUCGUUGUUACAGUACAUACAGAUGACAUGUGGCGUGAUAUUGUACGCCAUUAUAAGUCUGGUAGUGUUGAUUUUGGAGAGCGACUAUUCAUCAAGUUGAGUAAUACACUUGCCAUAGAUGCAGGAGGUGUACGCCGUCAAGUAUAUUCAACAGUAUACAAUGAAUUCCAUUGUAAUAAGCAUAUAGAAUUAUUCACUGGACCUUUACACAGUCUUAGCCCUGCUUGUACUGCAGAAGCAAGGUCAAGUGGAUUAUUCAAAAUCUUAGGCAGUAUGGUUGGGCAUAGUAUAUGGCAGGAUGGCAUUGGGUUCCCAUUUUUUUCAUUGACAAAUUACACUUAUAUUGUGGAAGGUGAGGAGAAAGCACUUCAAGUAUGUUCAGAUAAUGAUAUUGGUGCUGGUGUUGCUGCAGUUAUAUCAAAGUUGCAAGAUAUUAAGACUGAAGAUGAUGGAAAAGAGGUUAUGAAAGAUGAACUAAUCCUUGAUAUUAUUAGUCGUUGUGGAGUUACAAUGAUUCCUAAUCCUUCUACAAAAAAUAUAAUAGUUCAGGAUAUCAUCACAUAUGAAGCAUUGUUCAAGCAUUCAAAAUUACUCGAUCAAUUUGUUGAAGGAUUGAAGGCUACUUCUCUCUAUCCUCUACUGAGAGCAUUUCCAGCCCUAUUUCAACCUCUGUUUACUUUUACAGAGCUUACUUCUGAAGAAGUUCAAAAAUCCCUAAUUUUUCCGAAUGAGGAUUCAUUCAUUGCACAAGAAAGUAUCAUUUUACGUUAUCUGAAGAAAUAUAUUGAUGAAUGUGAUUCAGAAGGUUUGAAGGAAUUUGCACUCAGUAUUACAGGCAGGAUCUCAGUCCUCCCAAAGUCAAUUGAAAUAAAAUUUGAAGCAGAUCGCAUGGGGACAAUAGCUACUCAUAGCUGUUCAGGAGAACUAAUUUUUCCAUGCCAGUUUGAAGGAGACUACGAAAUGUUUUGCUCAGCUCUGAAAUCAGUUUUAACUCGUGACUUUAACACGUAUUAAUUUUGUUACCUUGUAACAUCACUCUUUUUGACUUUAAUAAUUGUGUGUUUGCUAGUUAUUAGAUUUGCUGACAUAUUUAGAUCAAGAGUAGAUAAAACU
This is a messenger RNA of Amphimedon queenslandica, 2019 nucleotides long. RefSeq lists its product as uncharacterized. NCBI's taxonomy places the organism in Eukaryota, Metazoa, Porifera, Demospongiae, Haplosclerida, Niphatidae. The coding region runs from base 1 to 1920 and encodes 639 amino acids. The transcript has 12 exons. The record is from RefSeq and is a predicted model, not a curated record. Gene Ontology annotation, molecular function: ubiquitin-protein transferase activity; protein binding.